AUGGGAGCUAAUCAGAAGCCCACGGACGACAAAGCCGGGCACAAGGCCGAGAGUCAGGCGUGUGCCGAGAUGGAGGCCCAGCACCAGAAAGCUGCCGAGGAUGCGCACCGAGAGGAGGGCGCCGAGCCGUCCAGUAACAGGGGGGUGGCGAAGAUGCUCCGUUGGAACACGGAUAUUGACAUCCGGAUGCUGCUCACUAUACAGUGGGCAUGCAACCAAGAGGGGGUGAAGGUUCCUUGGGAGAGGGUGGCAGAGAUCAUGGGUCCGAAAUUUACUGAGGGGGCUAUCGUGCAGCAUCUCGCCAAGCUACGUACCAGGCGAGAGGAGCAAGGGAAGCCUGUGCCUCCCCCGCUGAAACGGAGUGCCGUGCUCGCAAACCGCCGGAGCCAGUGGCAGGAGCAAAGCCCCUCCCGCCCUGACCACUCAAAGAAGCGCCGGCAUGAUAGCCCGGAAGACUCGGCCCAUGAUUUAGGCCACCCUUCCAGUGACAAGCGCCAUAAGAAGGCGGAGCGUGGGGGUCCUUCCGAUACCUCCGCAUCUGCUCUGACUUCGGAGGCCCAGUCCGCUGGCACCGUCACGGUGUCCCAGGAACCUUUCCCCCGAACCCCAACGCUGACCAGCUCGAGCAUUUUCAUCAUUCCGAGCAUGAAGCUCCAGACACCCUUGACCUCUCCUCGAUGGAGGAUGAAUUCGGCUGGGGAGAUGGGAUAG
This is a messenger RNA of Penicillium bovifimosum, 711 nucleotides long. RefSeq lists its product as uncharacterized. The record is from RefSeq and is a predicted model, not a curated record. Lineage: Eukaryota; Fungi; Ascomycota; Eurotiomycetes; Eurotiales; Aspergillaceae. The transcript is spliced from 2 exons. Bases 1 to 711 code for a protein of 236 amino acids.